AUGGAUAUUGCACAAUACAUUCUGCUAAGAGGUGACUUGAAAGGAUUCUCUACCGGCGCAUUGAUUGCACAGGCAUGUCAUUCAAGCGUGUGUUCUAUAGAAACAUAUAGAAGAUGUGCAGACACCGUCAUGUAUGUUGCUGAUAUUGGAUCAAUGAAAAAAAUUAUUUUAAGAAUCGAGCAAAGUGACAUUGAUGGAAUACUAGAACAUUUCUUGACACAUAAUAUUGAUCACACAGUGUGGAUAGAACAUCCUGAAAACAUUACAACAUGUAUAUCCACACGUCCAUACAACAGGCACGAAAUUAAACAGACAGUAGAGUAUCUCAAGAGGUUUAGGCUGUUCAAAUGA
Ordospora colligata OC4 is the source of this 351-nucleotide messenger RNA. RefSeq lists its product as uncharacterized. Gene Ontology annotation, molecular function: peptidyl-tRNA hydrolase activity. The coding region runs from base 1 to 351 and encodes 116 amino acids. The record is from RefSeq and is a predicted model, not a curated record. Lineage: Eukaryota; Fungi; Microsporidia; Ordosporidae. The transcript has 2 exons.